Messenger RNA from Staurois parvus, 485 nucleotides. The record is from the annotation of a GenBank genome assembly. NCBI's taxonomy places the organism in Eukaryota, Metazoa, Chordata, Amphibia, Anura, Ranidae.
AUGGGCCCCUGUACCGCCUCCUCAUGCUGCUGCCAGGCCCGUAAUCUGCCAUGGGCCCCCGUACCGACUCCUCAUGCUGCUGCCAGGCCCGUAAUCUGUCAUGGGCCCCUGUACCGCCCCUCCUCAUGCUGCUGCCAGGUCCAGAGUGUGUCAUGGGUCCCUGUACGGCCUCCCAUUGCUGCUGUCUCCAUCGCCACACUCUGCCAUGUGCCACUUUCAGGUCUCCUCACACUGAUCGCCUCUCAUGCUGUGCCACUUUUCACUCCUCAUGUCUCCAUGCUGCCAGGCCCGUAAUCCUGCCUCCCAUGGGCCCCUGUACCGACUCCCGCCUCCUCAUGGGCUGCUGCCAUGCUGCUCCAGAGUGUGUCAUGGGUCCCUGUACGGCCUCCCAUUGCUGCUGUCCUCCAUCGCCACACUCUGCCAUGUGCCACUUUCAGGUCUCCUCACACUGCUGGGUGGGUUCCAUUUUGUCAUAGGGUGCUGUA